AUGGACCACUUCGUCACCCCACUUCCUCCAGCCGAAAGCGAAGCGAACAGGGUCGAGUAUCAACCCACCAACAUCGAAUCCGAGGCCAACAAGCAGCGCAGGAAAGUCCAGAACCGAAAGAACCAAAGGGCACAUCUUCAAUACAACGUCUUCCGAGCCUUUGUAUCAAACAAGCGUACUCUGAACGCGCUUCUUACAGGGUGGACAUACGAGAUGCCUCCUUCGCCAACCACAUGUCCCAUCAGCCUUCCUUACAUCGACGACACGAACAUCUAUCCCUUGAAUCCCAAUAUACCCCCUUCACUCUUCCCGACUCGCAUCCAGCAAGAGCGUUUGCACUCUUUCUGGAUCAACCUCUUUCCUUUUCCUUCAGUGCGCGACAAUCUCAUCAGGCAUGAGGGACUCUUCGAUCCCUGGGAGCUACUGCAGGAUCUCAUUGGCGAGCUCAUGGGUGCUACGCCAAUCCAAGAGCGACGAGGUAUGCCUCUUGCUAUCAAGGUUUCUGACCCUAAGGUUGUGUCAAAACCGCCGACCGCAGUAGUAGCACGUGAUGAGGAUGAGGUUACUGCGGGUCGCAAGGGACUCGUUGUUUGGGGUGAGCCGCACGACAUGAAGAGUUGGGAGGCUACCCCUGGCUUUCUGGCUAAGUGGUCAUGGGCCGUACAGGGAUGUGACGAUUUGCUUGUAUCUAGUAACCGCUGGAGGUUGAUGAGGGGAGAGGAACCUUUGCGUCUUCCUUUGAUGGAAGAUUAG
Molecule: messenger RNA, 753 nt
Organism: Alternaria hordeiaustralica
Lineage: Eukaryota; Fungi; Ascomycota; Dothideomycetes; Pleosporales; Pleosporaceae
Exons: 2
Coding region: 1-753 (250 amino acids)
Source: RefSeq, a predicted model, not a curated record